This is a messenger RNA of Pogona vitticeps (central bearded dragon), 458 nucleotides long. The record is from RefSeq and is a predicted model, not a curated record. NCBI's taxonomy places the organism in Eukaryota, Metazoa, Chordata, Lepidosauria, Squamata, Agamidae.
GAAUCUAGGCAGGUUAUGGAUGGGAGGAGACCAGGAGGUCUAUCGGUGUGUUGUUCUCUUCUUCUUUUUCCAGCGGUGUAUUUUGAGAAGGGAGACUACAACAAGUGCCGAGAGCUUUGUGAGCAGGCCAUCGAGGUCGGGCGAGAGAACCGGGAGGAUUACCGCCAGAUUGCCAAAGCGUACGCACGGAUUGGCAAUUCCUAUUUCAAGGAAGAAAAGCACAAGGAAGCUAUUCAGUUUUACAACAAAUCGCUGGCUGAGCACCGGACUCCAGAGGUGUUGAAAAAGUGUCAGCAAGCUGAGAAAAUCUUGAAAGAGCAGGAAAAGUUAGCCUAUAUCAAUCCUGAACUGGCUUUGGAGGAAAAGAAUAAGGGGAAUGAGUGUUUCCAGAAAGGUAAGCGUUCUGUAUGUCUGUGUUCAUUAUCACUCUGCAGUGAGAGAGAGAGGUAAGUGAAAUG